Equus quagga is the source of this 1570-nucleotide messenger RNA. It is a transcript of the gene CRYBB3, whose product is annotated as crystallin beta B3. The record is from RefSeq and is a predicted model, not a curated record. Lineage: Eukaryota; Metazoa; Chordata; Mammalia; Perissodactyla; Equidae. The coding region runs from base 826 to 1461 and encodes 211 amino acids. The transcript has 5 exons. Gene Ontology annotation, molecular function: structural constituent of eye lens. Gene Ontology annotation, biological process: visual perception; lens development in camera-type eye.
AUGUGCGUGUGUGUGCUUGUGCGUGUGCUGAUAGACUGCAGAACAGCCUCUGUGUCGGCGUUCGGGACAAUCACGAGAAUCCUUCCACUUCUGCGGGGCCUGUGUUGUGUGUCACGGUCCCCGUGGGAUGAACGGGAGCUGUCUGUCUGUGUCUGUGUCUCUUUAAGUGGCAGUACACAGCAGGUGCUCCAUAAAUGCUUAUGGAAUGAAGAAGUGAAUGUAUGGAAACUGGGCUGGAGCAGGUAUCUGAGGACCUGGUCCCGCAUCAUGCUUUCUCCAGCUGUCUGUCUGUCUGUCCAUGCCCUCCAGCCUGUGGUCCCCGCUCAUCCCAGCGCAGGGCCGGGCUCUGAGGGGCUCACGGAAUCACUGGUGCGCGAGGCAAUGAGCGAACAGAGACUCUAGUCUGGAGUGCGGAGGGGAGAGAUCCCUGCAGAGGAAACGCCCCGGGGCCUGCCCUCUGACCCGGGUCCGAGGUGGUGUCUGUGCUGAGCUCUGGGAGUGGGGGCAGGGCAUGGGCUUUGGGGCCAGGCCCAAUCCCGACCUCAGGGAAGUGGCCUCCCCUCACAGGGCCUCAGGGUGCCUCUCUGUAAAAUGGGGAUCCCCAUCCCACUGACUGUCCCAGUCUGCAUGGCCCAUUGUAGAUGCUAGGUGGAUGUUUGUUGAAUGACUGAAUGACCAAAUGUAGGUCGUGAGUAAUGACUACAUGCCAUAGGCAGCAGAGUUCUGUAGCUCAUCCUCGACUCCAGUCACAUCAGCACCUGGUUUCUCCCGGGUGGACCUGGUGACCCGUUUUCCUUUGGUUGAAUCCAGAGGUGUUCCUGGGAGAUGGCGGAGCAGCAUGGAACUCCGGAGCAGGCUGCGGCUGCCAAGGGCCAUGGAGGCCUUGGGGGCACCUACAAGGUGAUCGUGUAUGAAAUGGAGAACUUCCAGGGCAAGCGGUGCGAGCUCUCGGCCGAGUGCCCCAACCUGACGGACAGCCUGCUGGAGAAGGUGGGCUCCAUCCAAGUGGAGUCGGGGCCGUGGCUGGCGUUCGAGUGCAGGGCCUUCCGCGGAGAGCAGUUUGUCCUGGAGAAGGGGGACUACCCUCGCUGGGACGCCUGGUCCAACAGCCACCACAGCGACAGCCUCCUGUCCCUCCGGCCCCUGCACAUCGAUGGUCCGGAUCACAAGCUGCAUCUGUUUGAAAACCCAGCUUUCAGCGGCCGCAAGAUGGAGAUAGUUGAUGACGACGUGCCCAGCCUCUGGGCCCACGGCUUCCAGGACCGCGUAGCGAGCAUCCGGGCCAUCAACGGGACGUGGGUUGGCUACGAGUUCCCCGGCUACCGUGGGCGCCAGUACGUGUUCGAGCGGGGCGAGUACCGCCACUGGAACGAGUGGGACGCCAACCAGCCGCAGCUCCAGUCCGUGCGCCGCAUCCGCGACCAGAAGUGGCACAAGCGGGGCUGCUUCCUCAGCAGCUGAAGGGCACCCAGGCCCCAGUGGCCCCGGCCCGCCCCUGGGGGCAGCAAGGGCAAGAAGAAGAGGCUCCAGGGCCGGGGGGAGGGCCUGCCUGUCCACCCUUCCCCGGAAU